ACAUUCAUUUGACAGCGGCCCAGGCGUUCGGAUCGGCGUGGAGACUCCAAUUAAUCGCAACCAUGAGGAUUACACAACUUUUAUGCAUCUCGUGCAUGGUUAUCACAUCGAUCGACGCUGUGGAAUAUCUAAUUCGCUUCGAGACGAAAAAGGCCAAGUGCUUGAAUCCACCCAGAACGGCCAGGAAAGUCGAGUCGGUCAUAAGGGAGUGCCAGGAUGAGGUCCGCAACAAGUUGGUUAAUGAGGCCUAUGAGAUACUCAAGGAGCAGGUGUCACAAAAUCAGCCACCCAUCGAUCCGAACGAUGACUCCAUCGACUUCAUUUGGCCUUCUGUGCCCGAGGCACCUUCCCUUGAUCAUUCCCCCAACAUCAGCCAGUACGAGUACAUAGUCUACGAUGAACCCGAACCACAGCGCCACGUGGCCAGAUUGAUGAGGAAUAUCCGACGUUUGGAUGUGGCCAGUUCGGGUAUAUAUCAUCCCACUCUGGUGCCUCUGGAAGACAAACGCAUUGCGGGGUGCCUGCUGCACUGCGUCUAUGCCAAAAACAACGCCAUCGAUCAGAGAGGCUGGCCCACCUUGGACGGACUGGUCCACUUCUACUCCGAAGGAGUGCACGAGCACGGAUUCUUUAUGGCCACCUUGCGGUCCGUAAACCUCUGCCUCCGGACAAUGACCGCACGGUACGGUGUUAAUCGCAAGGAGCUGCCCAAGAAAGGUGAAAGCUGCGAUCUGGCGUUCGAUGUCUGUUCACACAUGAACACGAAUAUAUUUAAAGACUUACAAUUUUGGGCUCCGUUCAUAUCUUAUGUAAAUGAAUCGAGAGCGAUAAAUUAUAUUUAG
Messenger RNA from Drosophila melanogaster (fruit fly), 842 nucleotides. RefSeq names its product Odorant-binding protein 73a (gene Obp73a). Gene Ontology annotation, molecular function: odorant binding. Bases 63 to 842 code for a protein of 259 amino acids. The transcript has 3 exons. The record is from RefSeq and is marked reviewed. Lineage: Eukaryota; Metazoa; Arthropoda; Insecta; Diptera; Drosophilidae. Gene Ontology annotation, cellular component: extracellular region.